UAGCUUUUCCGAAAAAGAAAGAAACACUGAUAUCCGUUUUGUUCCAUCUCCCUUUCAAUUAUCUUUGAAUAUAUUUCGUGAGAAUAUGGCGGACUUACGUGAUGAGCAUGGAAACCCAAUUCAGCUAACAGACCAAUAUGGACACCCGGUUCAGCUGACCGAUGAGCAUGGAAACCCCAUGCACCUUACAGGGGUUGCCACCACGGCCGGCUCUGGUGUUGCUCCAACGACUGUUGGUGGAAUACUGCACCAGCAGCCACAGUCAGUAGAAACGGCUGCCGGCUCUGGUGUUGCUCCAACAACUGUUGGUGGAAUACUGCACCAGCAGCCACAGUCAGAGCAAAAGCAACAGCUGAGAAAAGAACAGCAACUACAACAAGAGAAGAGACAACAACAGGAGGAGAAACAACAACAGGAGGAGCUCCACCGCUCCGGCAGUUCAAGCUCUAGCUCUUCAGAGGAUGACGGACAAGGUGGGAGGAGGCCGAAGAAGAAAGGUCUGAAAGAGAAGAUAAAGGAGAAAUUAACCAUUGGGAAGCACAAGGAGUCGAAGGAGGAAGAGCAAUACAAACACGGUCCCGGAACGGGAACGACGACAACAACCAGUGCCAUGUCCACUAGUACUGCACCAGAGCACCAUGAGCAUGAGAAGAAGAGUAUGAUGGAGAAGAUCAAGGAGAAGUUGCCUGGUCAUCAUAAUCAUAAUCACUAGAUCCAAUAAAAAUAGUUAUUUAGUGGGAUUAUGAAAAUAAGAAUGUGGUAUUUGUGUAGGAAGUACGUACUCUUUAUAUUAUGGUAGUCGGUUUUUAGCUUAUGGGUAAUAUACUGUAGCAGUAUACAGCAUUUGCUUGCUUGGUUGAUCAUCAUAGUAUAGCUGGUGGUGUAAGUUUAAGAACAAAAACUUAAGUUUGUUCUUUUCUAGUAUUUUAAGGGCCUUGUCUUUGUUGCUUUCAAUUCUUGUACAUGGAUGUCUGUCUGUCAAUUUUGUUGUUUCCAGUUUGGUGCUAUUAUAUGAUCACUCAAUUGUCUGCCA
Nicotiana attenuata is the source of this 1033-nucleotide messenger RNA. RefSeq names its product late embryogenesis abundant protein. Bases 86 to 712 code for a protein of 208 amino acids. Gene Ontology annotation, biological process: response to water. NCBI's taxonomy places the organism in Eukaryota, Viridiplantae, Streptophyta, Magnoliopsida, Solanales, Solanaceae. The transcript is spliced from 2 exons. The record is from RefSeq and is a predicted model, not a curated record.